Molecule: messenger RNA, 3568 nt
Organism: Gavia stellata (red-throated loon)
Lineage: Eukaryota; Metazoa; Chordata; Aves; Gaviiformes; Gaviidae
Product: coagulation factor XIII B chain
Exons: 19
Coding region: 122-3214 (1030 amino acids)
Source: RefSeq, a predicted model, not a curated record
AGUGAAAUAACUUGUUACAAAAUACCAUGGACACUAAGGUGUUUGUGAAUACCUUUGAAAAUCCAGUUAAUUAUUUACAAAAGUAAUACUUGGGAGUUUUCACAGGUGGUGGAAACUGUUGAUGGAGACAGUAAUGAAGAUGAGAUUUAAAAGCUGUUUUUUCUUCCUUGUUAUGAUGUAUUCAGACAAACUCUUUGCAGAAGAUAAACCUUGUGAUUUGCCACACAUAGAAAAUGGAAAGAUUGCCCAGUACUAUUAUAAUUUCAAAAGUUACUAUUUUCCUAUGCAUAAGGAAAAAAAACUUUCUUAUUCCUGUAUGGUUGGUUAUACAACUGAAACUGGGAAUCAAGAUGGAAGAAUAACUUGUACAGCAAAAGGAUGGUCUCCAGUGCCACAGUGCUACAAAAAAUGUAACAAGCCUCUUUUGGAAAAUGGCUUUUUUUACGGUACAGAAAUGUACUUCAAAAUACAUGAGAAACUGCAAUACAAAUGUAAUCCAGGCUACCACACUCCAAGUGGUGGUACUGAAGAUACAGUACAAUGUCGGCCAGAAGGAUGGUCCUCCCAGCCAAGCUGUACUAAAAAAUUUGAGUUGUGUCAAGUACCCAAUUUACAACACGGCAGCUACUUCACAGCCCAACGAGAGCUUCGAUUGAAUGAAACGCUGCUAUACAAAUGUGAUGAGGGAUAUUAUACUGCAGGAGGAAACACUACAGAAGAAGCAGUGUGUCUAACACACGGGUGGUCCCUUACUCCAAACUGCACUAAAAUAUCUUGCUCCUCUUUGAGAGCAAUAGCACAUGGAGGUUUCUAUCCUGUGAAGAAAAUCUAUGAAGAGGGAGAUGUAGUUCACUUUUUCUGUGAGGAAAAUUAUUCUGUCAGUGAAUUUGACCUAAUUCAAUGUUACUAUUUCGGAUGGCAUCCAGACCCUCCAGUGUGUGAAGAUGUAAAAAAUAAGUGUCCUCCACCACCGCUUCCUCCUCAUGCCCAUGUCAUCACAGUUAGAAGAACAUAUCGUAAUGGAGACAAAAUUCGUAUACAGUGUCAAAGGACCUUUGAAAUAAGAGGACCUGAGGAAAUUCAGUGUGAAAAAGGAAAAUGGACAUCACCCCCUAUUUGUAUUGGAACUAUGGAUAAACGGGAAUCUGAAGCACCACCAACACUCGAGGAAGAUGCAGCAAUAAGGGCAAGCAAAACAUACCACAAUAAAGAUAUGAAAAUGCAGCAAGACUGUACCUCUCCACCUGUGAUUAAAAAUGGUGUUGUUCUUGGUCCGUUAUUGACAAGUUACAAAAAUGGUUCCUCAGUAGAAUAUGGUUGUCAGCGUUACCAUCUUUUGGAUGGACCUAGUACUGUUUACUGCGAACAAGGAAACUGGACCGAAAAACCAACUUGCUUAGAACCAUGCACUCUUAAUGUAGCUGAUAUGAACAGCAACAACAUAGAGUUGAAAUGGAGACAGGAAGAAUUAGUUUUCCUACAUGGUGAUCUCAUAGAAUUUGAAUGUAAACAGGGAUACAAUUUUCUCCAGACUACCAUUCCAUCUCCUGGGAGGACACAGUGUAACUACGGCAGACUGAAAUAUCCGAAAUGCAUUAUGCAAGCGCCUACAGAAAAAUGUGACUCUCCACCUUCUAUUGCAAAUGGAGCUCUUACUCUUCCACCCCUGAUCCAAUAUGACAGUGGUUCUUCAGUUCAGUAUAGUUGCUCUGACUAUCAUUUUUUGCAAGGAUCUGAGAGAAUCUACUGUUCUGAAGGACAGUGGACUUCACCACCAGUUUGUAUAGAGCCUUGUACUUUGUCAAAAAAUGAAAUGGAGAAAAAUAAUGUGCUGCUGCAAGGGUUCUAUGAGAAUCAAGUUUACUUUUACCAUGGGGAUUAUGUUGGAUUUUACUGUAAGCAGAACCAUUUUGGAGCAGAAUCUGGUACAACUUUAUUUCAAGUGCAGUGUAAGAGAGGACAGCUGAUGUAUCCAAGAUGUGUUGAAAGAGAAAACUUGGAAAUGACACUGCUGAGCCACACUGUAGUGUUUCUGCUGUGGAUAGGCUGUACUAUAUGUAAAGCUUCUGCAGGAGCAGCCUGUGAAGACCCAGCUCUCAUUGACUUUGGAGAAAUCGUUAGCGGGCAUAAAUCAGGAUAUAAGGAAAAUGACAGAGUGCAGUACAUGUGCAACCCUGGAUACACUUUAUCAGGAUCAGAAUGGGUAACAUGCCAUGAAAAAAUCUGGGUACCUGGACCGCCACAAUGUUUGGCACCAUGUACCAUUACAAAACAGCAACUGGAAGCCCAAAAUCUACUUCUCUCCAAUGGACAAAGACGCACAUUUUUGAUUCAAAGUGGUCAGUGGCAGAGAUUUAUGUGCAUGACAGGAUUUAAACUCACAGCCUCUCCUAUCAAGCAGUGUUUUAAUGGGCUUAUCAAGCUUCCUUCAUGUAUUGCUGAUGUGACGUGCGAACCUCCUCCAGAAAUUGCUGGUGGCAAAGUUCAAGGUGUUAAAAAGUCAAGGUAUUUGCCUGGGGAGAGUGCUCGCUAUCAGUGCUGGCAAGGUUUUCAGAUGACUGGGGCUUCCACCGUAGCGUGUCAGAAUGGGACCUGGACAGAGCUGCCAAGGUGCAAAGGGAAAGGUGGGAAAUGUGGCCCGCCUCCAGUUAUCGAAAAUGGAGACCUUCUUUCCUUCCCCAUGCAAGAAUAUUCACAAGGUGCAAUUCUGGAAUACAAAUGCCCAAGCCUCUAUGUCCUGGAAGGAUCUCAGUAUAUCACCUGUACUGAUGGGCAGUGGACAAGCCCCCCAGUUUGCCUAGUGGCCUGUACAGCAUCUGAAGACGACAUGGGCAGAAACAACAUUGAGCUCAAAUGGGUCGCAAGAAGAAAGCUGUAUUCCAGAUCGGGUGACUUUAUUGAAUUUCGGUGUAGAAGAGGGUAUUUGGAAGACCCGGCAUCUUCCCCCUUCAGAGCACAGUGUAUGGAGGGGACGUUAGAAUAUCCACGGUGCAAGCCAGGAAAGAACUGUACGGUGCAUGAGAGGAUUAUGGAAGGGAACAAUAUUCAACUGCAGUCAUCCAGCUGGUCGAGCACUUCCACCUAUCGCUCUGGGGAUUAUAUUUUCUUUGAAUGCAGACGGUGGUACCGACAAGUUUCACGCCCUGAGAAAUUUAGAGCACAGUGCCUGGAUGGAGAGAUUAACUAUCCUACAUGUGAAUGGAUAUUUGGAUAAAUGGAAAUGGCAUGAAGGAGCCCGGCUGUGGACAUGAGAGACCUCUCAACCAACCCAGUGAUUUGAGCUCAAUUUUUCCUCGCGUUUCCCAUUUUGUUGUGCUUUUUUUGCAGCUGAGGCAAUGUUCUGUCUUGGAAUUUGUUACUGUUUUUCUUUGUUGUUAUUGGAUGAUUGUGUUUACAUUUUAUCCACAUUUUAUCCAUUUUUUGUAAAUGUAUUUACAUUUUGUAAAUGUGUUUACAUUUUAGCCCUUCGAUGUUGAUCUCACUGUUACUCUUACUAACAAUUGUGUCCUGAAAUAGGCUGGCUUUGGUGGCAUACUGAGACAAAAAUUAAAGCCCACAGGUAAUUUGA